AACACAUCCAGCCAUUCGCAAGAAAAAACGUGGAAAUGAUUACCAAGAACGAUGUGAUAAUGUGGUUUAGAGCCCUUGAGAGCUAUAAGCGCAUAGACACUAUGUGCACCCUGCUCAAUAUGUGUUUGCCAUUUGAGUUACGCUUCCUGGGCACCUGCCUGGAGGAGUUGGGCCGGAGAGAUUCCCAGGAGCUGAGAGGUAUGGAGCUAAGGGCCAAUAACCCGCAAGAUUUGGCAACGGACAUGAUUGCCUGUCAAAAGGGCGAGCCAACCGAUAUGAAGGUACGUCGUAAAAUGGCCCUGUAUUUGGCUCUAAUACGAGCCUGUAAUCGUACCAAUGUCACCGAAAUAUUUCGCACCCUUGAGUCAUGGGGUGAGCUGGAUUUUUCCACAAUGACUGAUAUUGAUACACUAAAGGAGCUGCUGUUGGUCUAUACCAUGGCGGCAAAUCAUCCGGUAUUUGAAUUUGAACAACAUCUGAAAUUUAUGAAGAUUUUUGAAAAAAUCAAAGAAAAUAAAUUGGUAGCUGAUCCACCGCCAUCAACAUCACCGCCACCACAAUCAUCAUCGUGCAACACCACACAGCAGCAACAGCAGCAGCCGCAGCAGCAGCAACAACCCGCUAUCCAUCCACAAACAGCCCAUCAAUCUGCCACAACCAUGGACAACCAAACGCUGCCUAUGACUCCACAACAACAACAAAUGCACCAACAUCCUCCUCCACCGUCCCAACAGGAAUUGAUGCAGCAACAUGUUUUACAUGCUGCCCUGCAUGCAACCGGUCAACAUCAUCAGCUAUUGGCACCGACACCUAUGCAAAUGCUUGCCCAGGGUACAAUACCGCUUAGUUAUCCCCAGAGUCAUUUGGCCAAGGUAAACUACGUAUAUUUAAUACCACCCACAGAUGGCACCACUUUACAACAUCAACUAGUUGAUGGCCUUCCGCCACAUAUGCUCUCCUCCAACAUCAUUCCAGACGCCAGCAAUGGUGGUGCUGCCACAAUUCUAACACAUCCCAAUGCAGCAACAUGGGCCAUGCGACAAUAUCAUCAGGCGCCAACGCAAACCAUGGAUCAUCCACCACAAGCCUCGUCGCCAAUGUUGAGCCAACAGUCGUCACCAUCGAGUAGUCGUGCCACAAGUCCCAAUCGUACAUCGUCAUGCGAUAGCGGUGGCGGUCUAAUGCAGCAACAACAACAACAUCAGCCAUCACAAAAUCCCUCCCAGACACGUAACAUGUCACAACGUUUAGCGGGUAUGAAGAAUAUAGGUAUAAGACGUCCAUCGGCUGAGACAACACCACCACCACAGAUGACCCAAAUGGGUGGAGGUGAAUUGAUAAUGCCCACGAGUAUGAAACAUAUACAGGAGGUGGUUAUGAACAAUGAAACAACUGGAAAUCAAUUACAAAAUCUAAUACGCAAUGGUUUUACCCGGUCCGGCAAUCAUCCGCGCAUUAAGGCCAACACCUAUAUACCACCACAUCAGCAGCAGCAACAGCAGCAACAACAACAAUCGCCAGUCAACCAACAUUAUCAGGGUAAUUUUGCUGUCAAUGCCGGUCUAACAUAUGCCAUGCAAAAUAUGUCCAUGUCUGAUAUGUCAUCCAGUGGCCAUCACAGCAUGGAUGGCAGUAGCACUAUGACAAGUAUGAAUUCCAACAAAAGUACGGGCAGUGAUUCUGGUAGUUCCAUUGGUUCAUCCGGUGAAAUAUCACCACCGGAAACACCCACGCUUAUGAUGAGCAAUGCCACAACAAAUCCCGCCAUGCGAGGUGGUGAUGGCCAACAGUCACAGCAGCAGCAGCAACAACCAACACAGAAACAUCAUCAGCCCUCACAGUUGAGUUAUAACAAACAGAUGGGCCUACAACGUUUAAAUGGCCGAUCUGAAAAAAUGUCCUCCGCUGGUGGUGGUGGAAAUAAUGUGAUGUCCAACAGUGCUAUACUCUAUGCCCAGACAGCUCAGCAACAGCAGCAGCAACAACAACAGCAACAGCAGCAACAGUCAGCCAAUCAACAAGCCAUAUAUGCCGAAAUGAUGUUGGGCCCGGGCCCGGCAAAUGUCGGCUCCACAAAUGUCAUGCAAACCUCCAUGACCAACAACAAUCCCGGUGGCAAUCCUGCAGCAAAUGUGGUUUCCAGCAACAACAACAUGGUGGGUAAUAACACCGUGCUAAUCAGUUCACCCUCGGCCGCGGCUGGUACAGCAGCCACACUGGGCAAUGUCCUGUCAACGAAUUCGGUGUUGUUGCAAUCGGCCCACCAGCAACAGCAAUACAAUGCCACAUAUCCUUAUCAUGCGGCAGCAGCUGCUGCAGCUCAACAUUUGGCCGCGACAACACGUCCGCAAAUUAUGACCCACAAUCCCGGUAUGGCGCCGCCACCACACAGCACUUUCCGUGUGCCUAGUUUUCAGCUGCCACCCAAUGGCGGUGAACUGCUGUAUCAAACCUAUCAUCCACCUGGUAUAGCAUUUUUGUCGGGAGCUCCAGCACCGCCACCCGGUGCCCCACCUGGUAGCCUGAGGAGUACGAAUAGUGGAGCCGCUGUCAACCAACCGCCACCAACGCCACAACAAAUUCCAGCGCCAACAGGACAGCAGCAGGCGGCGGGGCAACCGCCACAGCUGCAACAGACACCACAAGCCACAGUUCUAGCCUCACCCUACAGUUCACUAAGUGUGAGUUUAAGUACGAAACCCCUGUCCUGCUACAACUGCGGUUCACAGACCCACAGUGGGCGGGAAUGCCAGGAGGCGUCGAUGGACGAUGUGACACGUAGCGCCAUUUAUAAAUUAGACUAUUCACAGGCAGCGUCGGGAGCGGGGGCGGGAACACCAAGUGCGGCUGCCUCCACACCUGCCAAUGCCUCCUCCAAUCAGCAGCAACAACAACAAUCUGUAAGCAACAGUGCAUCAGAAUCUUCAAUAUCGUCGUCGGGAACAACGACGCAUCAUAAAAGUCAUGACAGCAGCGCUGUUAAUUCCCUGUCAUCAUCGUCAUCGGUGGCAUCGGCGUCCUCUGUUUCAAAUACAACGCUGGCAGCGGCGGCCACAGCGACAGCGGGGGCAAAAUGAAGGGACAACACGAAC
Musca vetustissima is the source of this 3092-nucleotide messenger RNA. Its product is annotated as methylcytosine dioxygenase TET. Gene Ontology annotation, molecular function: nucleic acid binding; zinc ion binding. The transcript has 3 exons. Bases 36 to 3077 code for a protein of 1013 amino acids. The record is from RefSeq and is a predicted model, not a curated record. NCBI's taxonomy places the organism in Eukaryota, Metazoa, Arthropoda, Insecta, Diptera, Muscidae.